GUGACGGUAUCAUGGCGCAGCAGAGGCCGAAGACAUCAUGAGACAUCCCCGCAUUCAAACUUUAAUUACACCUCGACUUGUACGUAUUAACCCGAUAUUCUCUCUAAAAUCAUCAACAUCUUUGGAGGCAAACACUGAUUAAAUCAUCAUUCUGACCACAACCACCAGAGACUGAGACACCAGAGAGAGGAGCGAUGGAGAAGCCAGUGUUGCAGACCCAACCGUCCACCCUUCCUUUUUUCGACACGUCCCACGCCUUCAACCUGCUGCGGGGGAUCCAUGAACUCCGUGCAGAGCGAAAGUUUUUCGAUGUGACUUUGUGUGCUGAGGGCCGCGAGUUCCACUGUCACCGCACAGUGUUGGCCGCCGCCAGCACUUACUUCAGAGCGAUGUUCGCAGGAACUCUGAAGGAGAGCGCUAUGGACCGAGUCGUUCUUCACGAGGUGUCAGCGGAGCUCUUAGGCCUUCUGGUGGACUUCUGCUACACGGGGAGGGUCACCGUCACUCAGGAUAACGUGGACGUCCUGCUGAAGACGGCCGACCUGUUUCAGUUCCCCUCGGUCAAAGACGCCUGCUGUGCGUUCCUGGAGCAGCGGCUGGACGUCACCAACUGCUUAGACAUCCAGGACUUUGCCGAGGCGUUCGCCUGCAGAGAGCUGGCCACCAGCGCUCGCCGCUUUGGCCUCAAAAACAUAAUGGAGCUGGCCAAAGGGCUGGACUUUGAGCGGUUGCCUUGGAAGCGCCUCCUGGAGUUUAUGUCGGAUGAUGAGCUUUGCGUGAACAAGGAGGAGGCGGUGUAUCAGAUCGCGGUGCACUGGGUGAAGGCCGACAUGAAGAGGAGGCUGCACUACUGGCCCGAGCUGCUCCAGCAGAUCCGCCUGCCCUUCGUCCGGAGGUUCUUCCUGCUGGCCCACGUGGAGAGCGACCCGCUGGUCUACCUGUCGCCCACCUGCCUGCGCAUGGUGAACGAGGCUCGCAGCUUCCAGUCCUGCGAGUACGACCGCCACGACCGGCCCUGCCACAGGAUGCGUCCACGGGCGUCCACGGGGCUCGCAGAGAUCCUGGUGGUGGUGGGGGGGUGCGACCAGGACUGUGACGAGCUGGUCACGGUGGACUGCUACAACCCGCAGACCGGACAGUGGAGGUACCUGGCGGAGUUCCCCGACCACCUGGGAGGAGGCUACAGCAUAGCAGCCCUCGGAAACGAUAUGUAUGUCACAGGCGGCUCUGAUGGCUCGCGCCUCUACGACGGCGUGUGGCGCUACAAGUCGAGCGUGAACGAGUGGACGGAGGCGGCGCCCAUGCUGAAGCCGAGGGAGUACCACAGCUCGGUGGUGGUGAAGGGCCAGCUGUACGUGGUGGCGUCCGACAGCACGGAGCGCUACGACCACGCUCUGGACUGCUGGGAGGCCCUGCCCCCCAUGCUGCACCCCAUGGACAACUGCUCCACCACCACCUGCAGCGGGCGGCUGUACGCCAUCGGCUCGCUCACCGGGGACGAGACCAUGGCCAUCCAGAGCUACGACGCUGAGUCCAACCGCUGGACCCUGGUCAGCUGCGGACAGAUGCCCCCCUGGUCCUUCACUCCCAAAACUGUGACGCUCAAAAGCCUCAUCUACUUCAUCAGGGAUGACUCGGCCGAGGUGGAUGUUUAUAAUCCUCAAAAGAACGAGUGGGACAAAAUUAGUCCGAUGACCCAGGUCCAUGUAGGAGGCAGUGUGUCGGCGCUGGGCGGUAAACUGUACGUCUCCGGGGGUUACGACAACACGUUCGAGCUGUCGGACGUGGUGGAGACGUUCGACCCGACGACGCGCUGCUGGACCCCGGCCGGGCGCCUGCCGCAGCCCACCUUCUGGCACGGCAGCGUCAGCAUCUUCCGACAGUUCAUGCCGCAGGUCAGCAGCGCGUUCGCACCCGCCGAAAUCCCCGAGUCGAACGCCAUCCACCUGCACCGGCACCACCGGCACCUAGCGCUCCAAAACCUCAACAACAAUCUCAACCAGAACCAGAACCAGGACGUGAACCCAGCGCACUGAUCGGACCCAGAUCCCUGUUACAUCUAAAGACUGAUCCCCCUCAUGUAGCAGCGCUGUGGGGUUUCUUAGACUUGUUUUGUCUAACUACGUUGAUACAAAAGUAAUGUUGGCAGUUGCAUUGUGGGAAAUGUAGGCAACAAAUUUGAGGAAAGAAGGAAUUUGCCAUGGUUCUUUCUUUAAGUUAAAAAAAUAAUGUGUGUAUCCGCUGAGUGAUUUCCAAAAUGUUAUAUUUUCUUCCAUGGCCCCUCCUUCCCACUUCCAAAGUUUCACUAAAACCAGGGCCUGUAGUCUUUCCCUUAUCCUGCUUCCAAGCAGAUAAGUAAACCAAAAAUGCAUCUAACUAUAUAUAUUAUUAUUAACUAUAUCUCUAGCUAAAAAUAUCUCUAGUCAGAGUCUGUCAGUUUACAGCGCUGCAAUGCUAAACCAAUGUUCUCCUUUUACAAUUAGCCAAAUAUUUGUUCAGAAACAGCAACGAUCAGUUUACAUUCCAAAAACGACAAUCACAAUUGAUACGUAUUACUAAACAGCCUUAUGGCUUCACAUGAAGGGUUGAGAUAUAUUGUACUCAGUUGUACUGAGUAAUCUUUUGUCACUAUUGUAGGAUUUCAGGACGGCUGCAUUGUUUGAAUGACUUGUAUUCGGUUGAUAUACCAUUGAGUGAUAUUUAGACAUCUCCUCCUGACCCUUGAACUAAGCUUUAUAACCAGAAGUAGAAUGUGCAUGAAGAUUUUUAUUUAAGAUUUGUAUUUUUUUGUGGUUUUGUAUUUUUAUUCAUGGAUAUAUUUGUGCUGUGGUUGCUUAGAUGUCCCCGCCUAUCAGUUGCAACAAGAAAAGUAACGCGUUAGUGAUGGGUGGUCGGUAACUGGAAGUGCAAAAGAAUCUCAAUUUGUUCUCGUUUAGUUUCAUGUUUUUAUGGUAUAGUUUUCACACAAGUUUGUAAAUACAGUAUAUUCCUAACCUAG
This is a messenger RNA of Gymnodraco acuticeps, 2998 nucleotides long. RefSeq names its product kelch-like family member 21 (gene klhl21). Lineage: Eukaryota; Metazoa; Chordata; Actinopteri; Perciformes; Bathydraconidae. Gene Ontology annotation, biological process: protein ubiquitination. Gene Ontology annotation, molecular function: protein binding. The record is from RefSeq and is a predicted model, not a curated record. Bases 195 to 2036 code for a protein of 613 amino acids. The transcript has 5 exons.